Molecule: messenger RNA, 3499 nt
Organism: Piliocolobus tephrosceles (Ugandan red Colobus)
Lineage: Eukaryota; Metazoa; Chordata; Mammalia; Primates; Cercopithecidae
Product: neuroligin-4, X-linked
Exons: 5
Coding region: 88-2034 (648 amino acids)
Cellular component (GO): membrane
Molecular function (GO): neurexin family protein binding
Source: RefSeq, a predicted model, not a curated record
AUCAUAAAGAGAAACGCAGAUGAUAUAACCAGUAAUGACCGUGGUGAAGAUAAAGAUAUUCAUGAACAGAAUAGUAAGAAGCCAGUUAUGGUCUAUAUCCAUGGGGGAUCUUACAUGGAGGGCACUGGUAACAUGAUUGAUGGCAGCAUUUUGGCCAGCUAUGGGAACGUCAUGGUUAUCACCAUUAACUACCGUCUGGGAAUAUUAGGGUUUUUAAGUACUGGUGACCAGGCAGCAAAAGGCAACUAUGGGCUCCUGGAUCAGAUUCAAGCACUACGGUGGAUUGAGAAGAAUGUGGGAGCCUUUGGCGGGGACCCCAAGAGAGUGACUAUCUUUGGCUCGGGGGCUGGGGCUUCCUGUGUCAGCCUGUUGACACUGUCCCACUACUCAGAAGGUCUCUUCCAGAAGGCCAUCAUUCAGAGCGGCACCGCCCUGUCCAGCUGGGCAGUGAACUACCAGCCGGCCAAGUACACUCGGAUAUUGGCAGACAAGGUCGGCUGCAACAUGCUGGACACCACGGACAUGGUAGAAUGCCUGCGGAACAAGAACUACAAGGAGCUCAUCCAGCAGACCAUCACCCCAGCCACCUACCACAUAGCCUUCGGGCCCGUGAUUGACGGCGACGUCAUCCCAGACGACCCCCAGAUCCUGAUGGAGCAAGGCGAGUUCCUCAACUACGACAUCAUGCUGGGCGUCAACCAAGGGGAAGGCUUGAAGUUCGUGGACGGCAUCGUGGAUAACGAGAACGGUGUGACGCCCAACGACUUUGACUUCUCCGUGUCCAACUUCGUGGACAACUUUUACGGCUAUACUGAAGGGAAAGACACUUUGCGAGAGACUAUCAAGUUCAUGUACACAGACUGGGCCGAUAAGGAAAACCCGGAGACGCGGCGGAAAACGCUGGUGGCUCUCUUCACUGACCACCAGUGGGUGGCCCCCGCCGUGGCCACCGCCGACCUGCACGCGCAGUACGGCUCCCCCACCUACUUCUAUGCCUUCUAUCAUCACUGCCAAAGCGAAAUGAAGCCCAGCUGGGCGGAUUCGGCCCAUGGCGAUGAGGUCCCCUACGUCUUCGGCAUCCCCAUGGUCGGUCCCACCGAGCUCUUCAGUUGUAAUUUCUCCAAGAACGACGUCAUGCUCAGCGCCGUGGUCAUGACCUACUGGACAAACUUCGCCAAAACUGGUGAUCCAAAUCAUCCAGUUCCUCAGGAUACCAAAUUCAUUCACACAAAACCCAACCGCUUUGAAGAAGUGGCCUGGUCCAAGUAUAAUCCCAAAGACCAGCUCUACCUGCAUAUAGGCUUGAAACCCAGAGUGAGAGAUCACUACCGGGCAACGAAAGUGGCUUUCUGGUUGGAACUCGUUCCUCAUUUGCACAACUUGAAGGAGAUAUUCCAGUAUGUUUCAACAACCACAAAGGUUCCUCCUCCAGACAUGACAUCAUUUCCCUAUGGUACCCGCCGAUCUCCUGCCAAGAUAUGGCCAACGACCAAACGCCCAGCAAUCACUCCUGCCAACAAUCCCAAACACUCUAAGGACCCUCACAAAACGGGACCCAAGGACAUAACUGUCCUCAUUGAAACCAAACGGGAUUAUUCCACUGAAUUAAGUGUCACCAUUGCCGUUGGGGCAUCGCUCCUCUUCCUCAACAUUUUAGCCUUUGCGGCGCUGUACUACAAAAAGGACAAGAGGCGCCAUGAGACUCACAGGCGCCCGAGUCCCCAGAGAAACACCACAAAUGAUAUCACUCACAUCCAGAACGAAGAGAUCAUGUCUCUGCAGAUGAAGCAGCUGCAACACGAUCACGAGUGUGAGUCGCUGCAGGCACACGACACGCUGAGGCUCACCUGCCCACCAGACUACACCCUCACGCUGCGCCGGUCGCCAGAUGACAUCCCACUUAUGACGCCAAACACCAUCACUAUGAUUCCAAACACACUGACGGGGAUGCAGCCUUUGCACACUUUUAACACCUUCAGUAGAGGACAAAACAGUACAAAUUUACUCCACGGACAUUCCACCACUAGAGUAUAGCUUCGCCGUAUUUCCCCUCCUGUCCCUGUGCACCACCUGCUCAGCAACAUAGAAGAGACAAAGAGAAUCUCCAAACCAGGAAUGUUUUGUUGCCACCGACUUUAGAUAAAAAUGCAAAAGGGCAGUAAUCCCAUCCCAGCAGACACUUCUCAUUGGCAUUUUCCGGUAUUGUGAGAUCAAUUUCUGACCAUAUGAAAUGUAAAUAGUAUCUGUUUUUGUUACAAUACUGCUUUAAGAUCUCCAUCAUGCCAACAGAUAUUUUAUGUGACUAGGACAUUACCAUUUCAAGGACCUGUGUGUUUCCAACAUCAUGAUAGCAGCUCACACUUCCAAAACUCAGCCAGGGACACUUAAUAUUUUUUAAUUACAAUGGAAAUUUAAACAUUUCUAUCUAGGCUACACAAUGAAUGGUUCUUUUUAAGUGCAGAAAGAAUCUAUAGGCUUUUAACCAGCACAUACAGCUGUAAUCCAGAGAGAAGGAAAUGUAGAAUUUUAUUAUCAAAGUAAAAGAACUGACAGCACAGCAAAAUCCAUAGGGUUCUGUGGAAAGAGGUGUUUUGCCAGCCUGAACUAUAUUUACGAAACUUUGUAAAAAAUAAAAACAUAUAUAGCUGUUGAGUUCAAACAAAAACUGCAGACAAACAAAAAAGAGAAAGGCUUUUAUUUGUGUUUUCAGUUUGAAAGAACUUUUAGCAAGGUUAUACUUUCACAUAUAUAUUAGUUAUACCACCUCUCUUCCUUCACAACAAAAGAGACGUUUCUUUUUAAUUACAUGUAAACAGAGACACGAGAUUUUCUGACAUGAGAUUUUCAUUUGUAGGAAUAUGUGAGGUCAAACAGAAGACUCAGAAGUUUUGUGUGGCCUAUUUCUGCCUGUCAGGUUGCACAGAUGCAUGUAGAGCAUUCUUAGGAGACCAUUGUUUUGGUGAAAUUUGGUUUGUAUGUGCUAGUUUUCAUGAAAUUGCAGCACAGACAUGGGUCCUAAAAGUGGGAUGUAUUUAAAACUUGUUGAAUUACACACACACACACACACACACACACACACAGAGAGAGAGAGAGAGAGAGAGAGAGAGAGAUUGAAAGAGAAUGAACGGAGGAAAAAAAAAAAAAUACAAGUACUGUUCUGUAGCUCUUGCCCUUUGAAUACAUUUGGGAAGAGUUACUUCCUAUUUCAGGACCCUGCCAAAAAAGAAGAAAGCUUGCCUUUGGUGGGACUAUGCCCCUUGGAGUAAAUACUCCUCUAUGUUCCCUAGCAGCUGCUGGAGGAUUUGGCUGAUGAAGUACCUGCUCAGCUUAGCUAAUCAGAUUGAAGGAAGACAUGUGUGUUUUCUGUUUAAGCACCCAAUCCCUUAUUUAUCAGUAAGCAGAUUUUUAAAAAAUAUUUUGUAUCAUUUAUGGGAUAAAACAUAUGCUUGUCUGAAAAUACCACUUUUUGUGGAUUUAUCUGAUCACCAAACAAUGAAUA